ACCCCACGCGAACCCAGCAAAACAGAAAGCCAAAAUUCCCAAACAAUUCCCAGAUGCGCAGCCACGCGACCCCCUCCCCACGCUCUCUCCUCGCUCUCUCCCUUCCUCUUAUCCUCUCCCCGCGUCUCCCCCACGCUCGCUCUCUCCUUCCCCUCUCGACAAAAACCCAUAAUUCCCCAGAAAUCACGCGAAAAACAGAGAGACUCCAACAACCCCACGCUCUUCUCCUUCCAUCUUUCUCUUCGCGUGAACCAAACGGAAGCGCAGAGACCCAUACGCUGUCGAGUAGGUCUGCGAGGUGUCAAUUUCAUCCUCUCCAACACGCCUGUGCCAUGUGAAGUUUGACCGAAACGGGAUUUAGUUUCGAUUUCAAAAGGAGAAAAGGGGGGCUAUUUCUUCUCCUCUAUAAAUACCCCUUUUCUUCAUCAGAAAAGGGGUGAGAGAUUUUUUCAUCGAAAAAUUCGGAAAAGCAGAACUUGGAGCGCUGGGAAUUUUGGGAGUUGAAAGAAUGUUAGAUAUUUGAGAUUUUUGAAAAAGAAAAGAAAGACACAGAAAAGGGUUAGGGAUUUUGGUUGAGAAAAUUUUCGAAAAAAAAAGACUCUGCUUCUUCCGUCUCUUGUUAGGAAAUUUUGGGUUGGGAACGUUGUUUGAAAUUCUGGGUUUAUUCCAUUGUUUCUGAGAUAACCAAAAGAAGUUAGAAAAUUUGGUUAGAAAUUCUGGUUUAGGAAGACUUUGAAGAAGAUUUCUUCCUGUCCUGUUCGUGUAGCAAAACAGUCGGGAUUUUUCGGGAAUAGGACUCCAAUACGAAGAACAAACGAGAUAAACGUCUAGCCGUGGGUCGCGUGGGGAAGUCAUCGUCGUCUGCUCGCCGUCAUCCCUGUUCCGCUGCUCCGAGAAAGGAAAGUCGAAUCACCGCUAUGGACAAAGGCAAGAACGUCCAGACGGAGCUCACUGAGGAGGAAUUGCAAAGAAAGAUCGAGCGAGUCACUCGAGAGAUUCAGAAGGUUAAGGAAGAAGGACUCAAAGUAGACGCGACCACGGCGAUCUACAAAGCUGCGGUCACAACAUUGGAUGAAGAUCUGGCGUCACAGAUAAAGAGAAAGAAGGAGGUUGAGAUGGAAACCGAAAGCCUAAGGAAAAGGUUGAACUUGCUUCGUUUGGAGAUACACGAAGGAAAGGCGAGAGAGGCGAAGAUAGAUAUCGAGACUGCUGUGUUGUUGGACAGAAGCACGGCGCUCGACGAGGAAUUGGCAACCCAUAGCGACCCAAAGGGCGGAAAAUACCUCGCCCGUGAUCAGGGAACAGGCAACAGUGGCCCCGGCCAUGAAGUGAUUGAGGAGGAUGAUGAAGAAGAAAUCGUCUACAAGCCUCCAUUUUCGACUGCAUGAAAGGAAAGGAAUGGCGCAGCCACAAGACAAGAAAUCUCCAAAUGUGGUCUUCUAGAAAUCUCAAUGUUGUUUUUCAAUUCCCUUGUAAUCACAACGAAAGAAUGAAUGGAAAAUUUUCAUCCUAAAAUCCGAACUACGUUGGGCCUGAAUUCUCCCCGUGAGAUACGUAGGCAGCCUUCCCGGCCCGGCCCCUAUCACAGAAAAUUUUCAUUCUCCUCCAUGUUUCGGAGAUACGAAGAUAAGAUCAACAGACGUCGCAAAGCAGCUGCAAGAAGACCAUAGCUCAACGUGAUUCAGAUUUCCCAAGAUAUCUCCAAACAAACAAAUUCCUGUUUGUUCAAAAUAUAUAUCCGUCCUUAUUCGUGGGUUAAGAUAUCCUCAAACAAAACGACUUGUGUGCUUAUCUGUUUUAUGUGCGAUAUUAUGCAUUUUGUACUCUGGAUAUGCACUAACAAAUUUGCCUUUGAGUUGUUUCUACCUCUCAGGUACCUUUUACUGAUCUGUGUCGAUAAAGCUGGCAGAUCAUUCUUACUUCACCAGGUCAAAAGGUCCUACAGAUUCCUUCCCUCGAUCAAAUUCAGACAAAGGAAAAAUAGUUAUGGGAGACAACAAUGACGAAGGGCGUCUUACAGACGUUGUGGUGGCUCAGCCCACUGUAGUGGAACAGAACGAAUUGAUCAUGCAACUGAUGCAACAGAUUGCUGAAAUGAAAGUUGAAAUGCAACGGAGACAGGAUGCGCCUCCACCUGGAUUUGGUACUAAUAUUGCUGAUGCAAGACCUCCGGUCUACUUCCUUUCAUCAAACAUAGAUCCAACUCAGAACCAGCCUUCUACACCUGUGCAUAAUCCGUCUGUGAUUGACCUCACAACCCAAAACCCUCAAUACGCUUCUGCAUCUUACCAAACUCCUUCACCUCUUCCAAAUAACCACCCUCAAAUACCACCCCAUCCUCAGAAUACUCAAACUGCCCCACCGCCACAAAAUCAAAACCAAACUCAAACUGCCUUCAAUACCCAAGCAUUUCAUCCGCAUUUGAGUCAGAACACCAAUCCUCAGGCCUACCCACAAAACUACCAGACCGUCCAAAACGUUCCAAGUCCCUCUAUAGCUCCACCCCUACCAAAAAGAGCCACCUUCCAAGUUCCCGUUCCUGCCGAGCACGAGGUGCACGGUUCUGAGUUGGAUCACUAUGAAGAACAGGAAAGAGAAUGGAAGGCGAAAGAAGAAGUGAAGAUCGAUAUAAAGGAAGAAAUCAAAAGGGCUAUGAAAGAGCUGCAGUGCAUCCCAGACGCCGUCGGACUUAGCUACGCAGAAUUGUGCAUCCAUCCAGAUUUGAACCUUCCCGAAGGUUUUAAAAUUCCGAAGUUUGACACCUUCGGAGGAGUGGGCAAUCCUAUGGCGCAUUUGAGAGCGUAUUGUGACCAGCUCGUGGGAGUUGGCAGGGAUGAGGCCUUGUUGAUGCGGCUUUUCAGCCGAAGUCUGUGUGGAGAGGCCCUCGAGUGGUUUACUUCACAUGAAACCAGGCAGUGGCCCAGUUGGAAUGCAUUGGCUAAGGACUUCAUUGACCGAUUCGCCUACAAUGUUGAAAUAGUGCCCGAUCGGUAUUCUCUAGAGAAGAUGAAGCAGAAACCAACUGAAAGCUAUAGGGAAUUUGCCUAUAGGUGGAGGAAAGAAGCGGCGAGGGUAAGGCCACCCAUGACCGAGAAAGAGAUUGUGGAAGUGUUCGUGCGGGUACAGGAGCCUGAGUACUAUGAUAGAAUCAUGUUGCUGGUCGGAGCUAAAUUCGCUGAGAUAGUCAAAGUCGGUGAGACUAUCAAAGAUGGUCUAAAAUCGGGGAAGAUAGCCCGUGUAUCUGCGUCGCCUGGGUCUUCAGGAUUGAUAAGAAAGCGAAGAGAGGAAGUUGCCGCUGUCUCGUAUGGGGGAAGAAAAACCCCUAAAAACCCGUCACAUUCCCAAGAUCGUUCCAGGCCUUCCCCAAAGUCUCACCGAUCCUACUACCCACAAUCCAAUCAUCCUAAUAACCACAAUACUAUCCCCACCUAUCAGAAUGCUCAAAUUUCGUCGUACUAAGGUCCACCCUCUAAUCUCCAAAAUU
Solanum lycopersicum (tomato) is the source of this 3484-nucleotide messenger RNA. RefSeq lists its product as uncharacterized. NCBI's taxonomy places the organism in Eukaryota, Viridiplantae, Streptophyta, Magnoliopsida, Solanales, Solanaceae. The record is from RefSeq and is a predicted model, not a curated record. Gene Ontology annotation, biological process: meristem maintenance; meristem development.